AUGAAUAAUAAUAUCGAAAUAGGAAUUAUUACCUAUAUAUAUUUGGAGAAUUUUGUCACUUAUGAUAAAGUUACAAUAAAGCCUGGCAGAUAUCUCAAUGUCAUUAUUGGACCUAAUGGUUCUGGCAAGUCCACAAUUGUCGCUGCUAUAGUUCUCGGUUUAGGUGGUAAGCCCACUAUUAUUGGAAGGGCAUCUCAUAUAGGAGAAUAUGUCAAAUAUGGAUGUGAAUCAGCAAAAAUAGAAAUUCAUCUAAAGUCUGGUAAAAAGCAAAAUCGUAUGAUAACCAGAAUGUUUACUAAGCAUGGGAAGUCUACAUGGAUGAUUGACAAUGCACAAUCAAAUAUAAAGGCUGUGCAACAGUUAACAGCUAAUUUUAAUAUUCAGGUUGAUAAUUUUUGUCAAUUUCUGCCACAAGACAGAGUGCAAGAUUUCUCAAAAAUGGAUGCUCAAACAUUGUUGGAGAAUACAGAAAGAUCUGUUGGUGAUCCGAUACUCUUUAAGUAUCACCAACAGUUAAAGGAAUACAGAGAUACUUUCAAAGAACUGGAACUUGAAAUAAAAAAUAAGAAACGACUACUAGAAUCUAAAACUCAAACACGUGAUGCAAUGAAAGAAACAGUCAGUACAAUAAAAGAAAGAAAGAUGAUAAAAAAAAAGAUUACAGCAUUGAAACAAAAGAGGGCUUGGAUAUUGUAUGACCAAGCACGUAGAAAGUUAGUGGAGUCCAAGAAAAAAAGAGACAAUGCUGUAAGGGAUAUGCAAGCAGUAGAAACUUUGUUAGAACCAAUAAAGAACAAGAUUAAAAAGAUAACAUCUGAUAUACAAAGCUUAAAAAAGUCUCUAAAUGAUCAUAACAACAAAGUUAACAUUAAAAAUAAGCAAUUAAGAAAUAUCAUGAAUGAGAUUCUCAGCAUUGAAACCAAAAUUAAAGAUGCUGAAAGUGCAUGUUUACGUCGAAUUCAAGUGGAACAGACUCGAGAUCAAGAUAUUAAUCUCCGACAACAGAAAAAGUGCAAACUUGAGAAUGACUUAUCCCUUAUGAUUAAUGAGAUUGGAUCAGAGGAAAACUUAAAGAAGCUAGUGGAAAAUACAACACAUCAUAUGGAAGAACACAAAGUUACAAUUAAUAAGCUCAAUGGUGAAAAUAUAGCAUUGAGAAAUAGAGACGACAUUCUCAAUCGUGAUGUUAAAGCUUUACAAGCAGAACAUCAAUCCCUAAAUAUCGAAGCAAAACGUUUAGCACUCUUAAGACAAAAUAGUAUAGAUACAUAUAAAGGUGUACUUUGGUUAAGAGAGAAUCUUGAUAAAUUUUCGGCACCAGUGCACGAACCCAUGUUGCUCAACGUUAAUGUAAAAGACGCCUUUUAUGCCAAAUAUUUAGAAAACGUGAUACCGCUUCGAGAUUUAAUUGCGUUCACUUGUGAAAACAAGCAGGACAUGAAUUUGCUAAUAAGAUAUUUGAGAGAACAACAGAAACUACAAGUUAACGUGGUUCAUUCCGAUCCUAUGAAGAGAGUUGCUACGCAACCAAUUAUACCGAUAGAAGAUAUUCAGAAAUUUGGCUUUAAACAUUACUUAGCAUCACUUAUUGAAGCACCACCUACUAUAGUGAAAUAUUUGGUUUCAAUGUACAACUUACAUAACAUUCCUGUCGGGACCAAUGUAGUCGAGGAUAACAUAGAAAAUAUACCUCGUAAUAUAAACUGUUAUUUUAGCGAAAACAACGUUUAUUUUGUCAGUACAUCUAAAUAUACUCACGCAACAUCCACCAGAAUAUCACAAGUUUCUGGAAAUGAAACACUAUCAAUUGUUCUAGAUAAAAAGAAGCUACAAAUGCUUGAAAAAAAAUUGCAGCUUUUGCAAGAAACGAAGAAUACAAUUGCCAGGAACAUUAAAGAAAAAGAAGACAGGAUAUGUGAGGAAAACAAUGAAUUAGAGAAAUAUCGAUCCGAGAGAAAUAAAUAUCAACAAAAUAUUCAGCAAAUUGAAGCGUUAAAAGGAAGAAUACGUAUGGCUGAAAGCAGUAUUAAAAAAAUGGAGAUGGAACGGAAGAGUAUUGAUGAUAUAAAAGAAGAAUGCACCAAAGAAAUUAAGACUAUAAUAAAGAAACAACUAAACAUGUACAAAGAAUAUAAUGCAGUUCUGAGAGAAUGUUUCGAUUGUGUCAUGGGCAACGAAGAAAUCAAAUUUGCAUUAUCAUUAUUACAACGAACUUUAACGACCAAAGAAAGUAAUGCAGCGAAUUUAAACGAUACAUACAGAGAGGCAGAGAAAAUAUAUAAACAACACGAUGAGGAAUUCCAGCCGUUAAAAAGAAACGCUGAGAGUUUAUAUAGCGAAGCGUUACAAACUACAAAUAAUAUAAGUCCACAGGAUUCGGCGUUCAAGCCUCUAAAUAAAGUCUUUGAAAAAUUACCAGCUACCAUAAUCGAUAUAAAUAAUGAGUUGGAUGUUGCCAAUGCAAAAGUUUUCUGUAUGGCAAAAAACGUAGAUGCGGAAAAUGUAAUGCGUGAAUACGAACAAAUAAUAAAUAAUAUUCACUCUUUGACUGAGUUUGUCGAAACAAGAACUACCAAAAUAAACAAUAUGACCGAUAAGAUUGCAGAAUUAAAAGAAAAGUGGUUACAACCAUUGGAGGAGCUGGUCGAGAGAAUAAACUCAAAUUUUAGUUCUUAUUUUUCCGCGAUGGAUUGUGCUGGUGAAGUUACACUGUCGCGUGCCGAAGACAUCAUGGACUUUGAUAAGUAUGGUCUGAAGAUUCGAGUAAAAUUCCGAGAUGCCGAUGAAUUGCAAGAAUUAACAAGGCAUUUUCAGAGCGGCGGAGAAAGAACUGUGACCACUGCCAUUUAUAUGAUCGCGUUGCAAGAAUUAUCGCGCGUGCCAUUUCGCUGUGUGGAUGAAAUCAAUCAGGGUAUGGAUGCAAUAAAUGAAAAACGUAUUUUUGAUUUCCUCGUUAAAAUGACAGGAAAGCGAGGUAGUUCCCAAUAUUUCCUGCUUACGCCAAAACUUCUACCUGAUUUAACGUAUACCGAGACGGUGACUGUGCACUGUGUCUAUAAUGGACCAGCUAUUGAUGCGACCGAUGGAGAUUUUAAAUUUGAUACGGAAGCUUACUGCAAUCAACUUGCAUCGCGAACGGAUCAACAGGAGGAAUGAAGUGGUUUCGUCAUCCGGCCAUGGAAAACCUCGACACUUCAGCACGUCCAUGAUGUUGUGACACGUGUAAUAGGCGUUCUCCAUCAUUUCCUCGUUGAAAAUAUCCAUAGCGAACCGUGCUUUUCCUCCGCUUCUUCUCGAUUUCUUCGAGCCUUUAGACUUGCCGCCAUUGCCACCUUUAGCGCCUUUUCCAUUAUUUUUUCCGUUAGUCUUUGCGCCAGCGCCUUUUUUCUUGCCCUUGCCACGCGUUGUCAUUGUUGACGAUUAUUCCAUUAAUACCUUAAGAUCGCCGAGUCACUAAAAAAUGUAUUGUAGCUUAUUGACAGCGAGAAGAGUCAUAUUUUUUAAAGUAUGUAUACAUAUAUAUAAUUGUGUUUGUUAUUUACCGCGACGCUCAAACUUGAUUAGUUACUUUCUCUGUAGCGCAGGCGAUUCUUGUCGCAUUCUCGUGAACAGCCAGUCUUUAACCAAAAUAAAUAGCUCGCGUUGCUGUGUCAACUUGUAACACCCGUUACUAUAGUUUCAGUUAUAUCAUGAGAUAACGUGAACUCAUUGAUCGUGCAACCCCUUAGAGUUAGUAAACACCAACAUCGAUAAUUUAUCUAUACUUCUUCUUAAAUAUAUUUUUAAUUAAA
Molecule: messenger RNA, 3791 nt
Organism: Odontomachus brunneus
Lineage: Eukaryota; Metazoa; Arthropoda; Insecta; Hymenoptera; Formicidae
Gene: SMC5
Product: structural maintenance of chromosomes protein 5
Exons: 15
Coding region: 1-3156 (1051 amino acids)
Biological process (GO): double-strand break repair via homologous recombination
Cellular component (GO): Smc5-Smc6 complex
Molecular function (GO): ATP hydrolysis activity; ATP binding
Source: RefSeq, a predicted model, not a curated record